GAUCGAAUUUCAGGGGGGAGUGAUACCCACUGAAGUGAGGGAGGAGGGGGUUGUGUGUGUGUGUGUGUGUGUGAGGACGUAAGGAGCAGAACAAAUCUUCUAAAACCCGACAAAGCGUCUGAGGACAGUACUACUAUGAUUUUCGUGGAAGAAGACGUUCUGCUGUGAGAGAUCAUAAAUUGAUGGAUUCUUCUUUUUGGAAUUUAUAUAUAUUUUUUACGCAUUACUUCUUCAUAAAGUACAUAGGCCCUUCGUUUGGAUGAAGAGUGCGCUCGCGGUGGAACACUGACAUGUUUUGAGUUGAAGAAACUGUAUGAACUUGCUGAAUAAGGAAAGUUUUGGAGACGUAACGUUAGCUAGCUAACCAUUUCAAGUUCUUUUCAAGGAUGUAUGCAUUUCAAUUCAACAUUUUUCAAGUGCAAUGGAACACCAGUAAUUUCGGGAUUUAAGAGUCUCGCCAGUGAUCUGAGUUGUUGCUCGUUGGAUUUGAGGGUAAUAAAAAUCGUUUCUUGGCAUUUUUGGUAAUGUGAAGAGAAUUCGCUCCGUGAGGACUAUAAAGGGUACACGCCUCCUGCCUUUUCCGUGCAUGCGACUCGGAGGUCUUUCAGACUUUGUAGUUAUUCGUGCGUUUCCUCAGCCCAGGUGAUUGGGGGAAUUCACAGUGAGUGACAGGCCACACAGCCUGCAGUUGAUGAUUGGGUGGAGCCCUUCAGAUGGGAUCAGUGUCCAGGGGGAGGCGGAGCCUGAGGAGGGGGGGAUGGGGGGGAGACUUGCCCUCCUCUAACAGGAUGGCCUCGUGGGCCUGGCUGCUCACCGCCGUCCUGCUGUCCCUAGUGAUGGCUACUGUGGCGAGGCCACCGUACACUGUCGCCGAGGAAGAGGCUACGCUAGAACCUGAAGAGCCUCCGACCAAAUACCAAAUCUCUAAGCCCACCGUGUGCUCGGUGCACCCGGGGGAAUUGCUGAAGCUCAACUGCCCUCUGCCCGGGGAGGUUGGGACCAUCACCUGGACUAAGGAUGGUUCCUUUCUGGGGGUCAACAACCGCACCCUGAUAGAGCGGGAGGUGCUGCAGAUCCGCGACGCCUCGCCCAAGGACUCGGGCCUGUACGCUUGCAGCACCGCGGGCCCUCAGGGCAGCGACACACUCUGCUUCAUAGUGAAUGUCACAGAUGCCAUCUCGUCUGGGGACGAUGAGGACGACACAGAGCGAUCAGAGGACGUGGGGGUGGACGGAGAGCAGAUAAGGGCUCCCUAUUGGACGAUGCUGGAGAAGAUGGAGAAGAGGCUACAUGCUGUACCUGCUGCCAACACAGUCAAGUUUCGCUGUGCUGCCGGGGGCAACCCACGUCCUAAGAUGCGCUGGCUGAAGAACAGCCGACCAUUCCGACAGGAGGACCGCAUGGGCGGGUACAAGGUGCGUCACCAGCACUGGACCCUGAUCAUGGAGAGUGUGGUUCCAUCCGACAAGGGCAACUACACUUGCCUGGUGGAGAACGCAUAUGGCACCAUCAACCACACCUACACCCUGGAUGUAGUGGAACGGUCCCCUCAUAGGCCCAUUCUCCAGGCAGGGCUGCCAGCCAACACCAGUGUGAAUGUAGGGGAGGACGCACGCUUCGUGUGUAAAGUGUACAGUGAUGCUCAGCCCCACAUCCAGUGGCUGCAGCACAUCCAGAAGAAUGGUAGUCGCACCGGCCCAGAUGGACACCCCUACGUCCGUGUACUGAAGACCGCAGGUGUAAACACCACGGACAAGGAGAUUGAAGUCCUCUACCUCCCCAAUGUCACUUACGAGGAUGCUGGGGAGUAUACCUGCUUGGCGGGUAAUUCUAUUGGGAUCUCCUAUCACACUGCUUGGUUGACGGUGCUUCCAGCCAAUAAGGAAGAGACAGUGACGGGUCUGACAUCACCUGACUACGUGGAGAUAGCCAUAUACUGCAUCGGGGUGUUCCUGAUCGCCUGUAUGGUGGUCAUCGUGGUGGUGUGCCGAAUGAGGAAUACGGCUAAGAAGCCUGACUUCGGGAACCAGCCAGCAGUCCACAAACUCAGCAAGCAGAUACCUCUGCGUCGCCAGGUAACAGUGUCAAAUGACUCCAGCUCCUCGAUGAACUCCAGCACCCCAUUGGUCCGCAUCACCACACGACGCAGCUCGGCCGGCCAUGACGACCCCAUCCCAGAGUACGACCUCCCAGAGGACCCACGCUGGGAGUUUUCCAGAGACAGGUUAACUCUGGGCAAGCCGCUGGGCGAGGGCUGCUUUGGCCAGGUGGUGAUGGCCGAAGCAUUGGGCAUUGAUAAGGACAAGCCCAAGGAGGCCGUCACAGUGGCUGUGAAGAUGCUGAAAGACGAUGCUACAGAAAAGGACCUGUCUGAUCUGGUGUCAGAGAUGGAGAUGAUGAAGAUGAUCGGUAAACACAAGAACAUUAUCAACCUGCUAGGGGCCUGUACACAAGAUGGUCCUCUAUAUGUGAUAGUGGAGUAUGCCUCUAAAGGGAACCUGAGGGAGUACCUACGUGCCCGCAGGCCCCCUGGCAUGGAAUACUCCUACGAUAUUACCCGCUGCUCAGAUGAACAGCUCACCUUCAAGGACUUGGUCUCCUGUACCUACCAGGUGGCACGGGGCAUGGAAUAUCUGGCCUCACAGAAGUGUAUACAUAGAGAUCUAGCAGCGAGGAACGUCCUGGUCACAGAGAGCAACUUCAUGAAGAUUGCUGACUUUGGCCUGGCCAGGGACGUCCACAACAUCGAUUACUAUAAAAAGACAACUAACGGUCGUCUCCCGGUGAAGUGGAUGGCUCCAGAGGCACUUUUUGACCGUGUGUACACUCACCAGAGUGAUGUCUGGUCAUUUGGGGUGCUGAUGUGGGAGAUCUUCACCCUGGGGGGUUCUCCGUACCCUGGUAUCCCCGUAGAGGAGCUCUUCAAGCUGUUGAAAGAGGGCCAUCGUAUGGACAAGCCUGGCAACUGCACCAAUGAGCUGUACAUGAUGAUGAAAGACUGUUGGCAUGCCAUCUCCUCCCACCGGCCCACCUUCAAGCAGCUGGUGGAGGAUCUAGAUCGCAUCCUCACCCUGGCCACAAAUGAGGAGUAUCUGGACCUGUGUGCCCCAGCCGAGCAGUAUUCUCCCAGCUUCCAGGACACACACAGCUCCUGUUCCUCCGGUGACGACUCCGUGUUCUCCCAUGACCCCCUGCCAGACCAGCCCUGCCUCCCCAAGUACCAGCACAUCAAUGGAGGCAUCAAAACAUGAGCCCUCCUCCUCUA
Messenger RNA from Oncorhynchus nerka (sockeye salmon), 3265 nucleotides. Its product is annotated as fibroblast growth factor receptor 2-like. Gene Ontology annotation, biological process: multicellular organism development; positive regulation of cell population proliferation; protein phosphorylation. Gene Ontology annotation, cellular component: plasma membrane; signaling receptor complex. Bases 714 to 3251 code for a protein of 845 amino acids. The transcript is spliced from 18 exons. Gene Ontology annotation, molecular function: fibroblast growth factor binding; fibroblast growth factor receptor activity; ATP binding. The record is from RefSeq and is a predicted model, not a curated record. NCBI's taxonomy places the organism in Eukaryota, Metazoa, Chordata, Actinopteri, Salmoniformes, Salmonidae.